Messenger RNA from Gracilinanus agilis (Agile Gracile Mouse Opossum), 732 nucleotides. RefSeq names its product zinc finger protein 260-like. NCBI's taxonomy places the organism in Eukaryota, Metazoa, Chordata, Mammalia, Didelphimorphia, Didelphidae. The transcript is spliced from 3 exons. Gene Ontology annotation, molecular function: RNA polymerase II cis-regulatory region sequence-specific DNA binding; DNA-binding transcription factor activity, RNA polymerase II-specific. The record is from RefSeq and is a predicted model, not a curated record. The annotation marks the transcript as partial. Gene Ontology annotation, biological process: regulation of transcription by RNA polymerase II.
AUGGCUGCUAGAGCAAAAAGGCCCAAGGAGCUCCUGUCCAGCAAAGGAAAUCACCAUGGUUGCAAGAGCAAAAAGGCCCAAAGAGCUCCUGCCCAGGCUUUCACACGGAGGGUCCGUCAUGAUGAACAUCAGAGAAUCCACACUGGAGAGAAACCUUAUGAAUGUAAAUACUGUGGAAAAGCUUUUAUAGACAAGAGAUCUCUUGCAGCACAUCAGAGAAUCCACACUGGAGAGAAGCCUUAUGAAUGUAAACAGUGUGGAAAGGGUUUUACAGAUAAGAGAUCUCUUGCAGCACAUCAGAGCAUCCAUACUGGACAAAAACCUUAUGAAUGUAAACAAUGUGAAAAGAUUUUCAAAUGGAAAAUCUCUCUUGCACGACAUCAGACCAUCCAUACUGGACAGAAACCUUAUGAAUGUAAACAGUGUGGAAAGACUUUCACAUGGAGGGGAUCUCUUGUAGUACAUCAGAGAAUCCACACUGGAGAGAAACCUUAUGAAUGUAAACACUGUGGGAAGACUUUUACAGACAAGAGAUCUCUUGCUACACAUCAGAGCAUCCAUACUGGACAAAAACCUUAUGAAUGUAAACAAUGCGGAAAGGCUUUCACACGGAGGGGAUCUCUUGCAGAACAUCAGAGAAUCCACACUGGAGAGAAACCUUAUGAAUGUAAACGCUGUGGAAAGACCUUCAGACAGAGGAGCCAUCUUGCAGCACAUCAGAGAAUCCACACU